UUCAAAAAAAAAGAAAGAAAAAAAAAAAAACAGACCUCAGUUCCGCUUCCCAAAUAACAACAUGGGCCUGCAGUCCGUCUGCAGGCUUUUCCGUCGUUCUCUACAAGACAUGCGCAGUAUGCAAUAAAUUUCGCGCGAAAGACAGAUUUUGGAAAGCCACAGUGAAUUCGACUUGUACCAGCCAAAUAUUGAUAUUUUUAUUGCUGUUUAUGGCAUUACAUCCGUGUGAUCCUUUCACAUAAUGAUAGAAGGUUGCAUAGUGGCGAAGUUGGUACUUGGUUACUUGAAACAAGAAGGACUUUACAGAACAUGCUCUGCUUUCCAGGACGAAUGUUCUCUUUUCCAUGACAACAACAAGGAACUGGACAAUGUCUUCCUAACAGCUGACCUGAAGACGAUCUUGGAUGACUAUUCCCAGUUGAGAGAAUCAGGAAGAGAAAACGGCGUGCCAAGUAGUACUGCUGUCUUAAAGUCUCUUUGGAAGGAUUUAGAUGUAGUGAUUGGACAACUGAAAUAUGCCACCAUACCAUCAAACACACCAAAGCCAUCUAUGAGUCAGUCCACACGCACUAGGCGGUUUAACAAUGCCCGUGCAAGAAGAAAGAUGUUGCCCAGAACGCAAGAAAAUCUUACAACUGCAACAUCAAGUCCUUCCACUACUCAGCAUCCUAUUAGACCUAAUGUAAAUAAUACAACAGAAAAACUGCCACUACCAAGGCUCUCAACUGUUAAUUCACCACCAGAUCUGCUCAAAUCAUCAAGUAAAAAUCACUCUCCAGUUCUUCAGUUUACAAGUACUAGUAGAGUAGCGCUAAAUGGUAUUCAGUCGACUACCAACAAUGAACCUGUAACUGUACACAGAACCCCAAGUACUGUACGAUCUAUUGGGUCUGCUGUGGCAAUCACUAGUCCAUGUGUUAGUAGAGGAGGCCAGGUAGCCAAAACAUCAAUUGAUGUAACUUCAAGAGUUUUUAGUAUUGGUAAUAGCAACAGUGAACUUGCUAGAAAUGGUGACAUUACUGAAGACAUGUUUGAUGGGAUGGAUGAUGGAAGUGUGCUUAAUGAUCAAGACUUCAGUGAUAGGAGAACAGAGAACAAGUCUCCUCCUGUGAUUGCUAUAGACGACAAUGAAAGAAUCAAAGAGCAGGUAGUGCUUACAGUGGAAGAACAUUCACUAUCUCAUUCUCAUCAGAACCAAAGUGAAUUACAUCCACGAUCACCAAAACGAAAAGGAAUUCAGCCUAAGAAAAGAAUUCCUCAAGGAGCAACUGGCAUGUCAACAGUCAAUGACUCACCUGUCAAGCUGGUUCCAGAGUCUGCUGAGGUUGAAAUGGACCUCAUUUGUUCAUCUGAUUCUUUAACUCCACAAUCAUUCCUUGGCACAUUACUCAGCACUCCUCUGUUGCAUGAGAGACUGGCAGAAAAUAUCAACAAAGUAGUUGGGAGCACUCGACAGCAUCCUGUUAGUGAUGAGCCCCCCUCUGACACCACGCAGAGCUUGACAACAACAGAGGCCAGCAGUGACGACAUGUUAAUGGCAUCAAAUCAGGGUGCUGGAGGUGAUAUUCCUGUGAAAGAAAUCAUGGAUCUUAUGCAGGGAGACCCAGCAUUUGAUGUACUAUUCUCAUUCUUUGGACUUGAUGCUCUAGAUGCUUUACCUUCAGCCGCAAAUUCCACAGCAGACUCAAAUGCCAGUACAGUGUUGCCAGAGACCUCUGCUGGAUCAUGCCAGCCUGAAAAAUCUACUUCUUGUGUUUCUUCCUCUGGUAUUAACCUUGCUGCAGAUAGUCUUGAAGCCCCGCCAUUUCCCGAGGAGUGUGACUCUGUUUCAGGAACAGAGAUCACCCCCAUGCUGCCAACAGCAUCAGACCAGCAGCUGGAAACUCCAAGGUCUUCAUCUGCCUCUGAUUUGCACUUGUCAGCUACCAGUAUUGUGACAGAUGCGUUGCUGUUACUGGCAGGAAGCCCUCAGAAAAUUCCCCCUCAUUCACAAUCACAGCUGGAUCGUUCUGCAAGUGUACUAACCUCGGGGAAGCGAAAUCCAGUAACCCCGCCAAAGAAAACACAUUCUGUUCAAGAACAGUCUGCAAAUGACAAACAACCCCGUGUGGAUUCCUUACCCAGCAAGGCUGGUCUUAUCACAUCAACGUUUCCUUAUGUACGAGCACUUGAUUUUAAUAUAGACAAGGGACUGGAACCAGUUAAGAGAGGUCCAAGGAAAGGGAGCAAGAGUAAGAAGGGAGCCAAGCAGAAAACUGUAACGGAUCAACAAAGCAAAGCACCAUUAACCAAGAAAGGAGGAGGGGGCAACAAGAGACAUUUGGAAGCCAGUAAAUCAACACCAUCAUCUAACGCUGCUGUAGGUUACAGAAAUACGCAAGCUGUGUCACCCUCAACUAUUGCUACAAACGUUUAUUCAGGCAUUGGUCCACCAUUGCCCAACUGUGACAGUGCAUUCAACCACUCAAGUAACACCAUCCCCUCCCCUGUUAGUUUUGUGGUCCCAAGAGCUUGCCACAACACUCAACCUUACAAUGUGGUCAGCUGCGGCACUUUACCAACUCGUUCACCUAUCAGUGAAUGUAGUCAGACCACCACACCAUCUACGUUGCCUGGUAACCUGGUCAGACCAUCUGCUGGACCUGUGCCGCAAACAGUCACUUGCACCAAUCCAAGUUUGGACCCUUCCACUUCACUUGUCACGCUUGUCAACUCACUUAAUUACCCCGUCAAUUUCACCAGUGCAGUUACGAGCCACCCUUCGUCACCUUGCAAUAAUACCAGCUUGGGGAAUUGUCCUGUCCCGGUCAAUCACAACCACUCAUCUUGUAUGACCUCUGCCGCUGUCAACUUUUCCACUCGUGGUUCAGUUCAGGUCUUGUCACCUUUCAUUCCUAGCAGUGCAGGUUCUGUUUUCACCCCGGUUCCUGGUAAUCUCACACCCCAACACACAACUGUCGCCCCUUCAGCUGGCGGUUUAAUGAACCCAAUCGCAUGCCCAAUUCCCUCUCCAUCUGUCAAUCUUGCCAUUGGAGCCAAUAGUAAUCCCGCAUUCCCUGCCAGCCUCGCCGUUUCAAGUUUAUCAUUAACAGGAUCUACUCAAGCUGUUAUCCCUGGCCAUUUCACAGACUCAUCGGUGGUCAGUUCAACCACCAGCUCUAGUAAUUCGCAAACUAGUCAAGAACAGAAUGCCCGCGAAUCAACUGGAACGCGAACCUCAUCUACUGAUGCAGUUGUCACGCAGGCAACUGACGCAGUUGUCACGCCGGCAAUUGACUCAGGUGUCACGCAGGCACCUGUAAGCUCAUUAUCCCUGCAAGCUUCUAAUCUGUUGCAGUCACUAGCAGUACAGCAUGCAAACACAGAGAAGAACGAACCACGAAAUGUAGCAUCUAUUCAAAGCGUAACCCAGCUCAGGAAAGAAAACGCUCAAAGUUUUGAAAAAAUCACUGCUCUCUCAAAUUCAGAGUUAGUGCGUGGACAGCAACCUCUAAAGGACAAGUCUAAACAGAAUGUGAAUUUAUCUAAAGACAGCGCGAUAAUUCUCGGUGAAAAGCACAAGGAUGACAUUUCUUUGGUUUGUAAGUCACCCAGCACUGGGCCAUUAGAGAAGGGCUGGAGGGACAAUCCAACUGUUUCAGGAUGUUUGCCGAAAUCGCCGGAAAACAAGAAUGGAGGUACCACUACUUUGGUAAUCAUGAAUCAGGGAUGUAGGGAGCCGAUGAAGGAAAAUUCCGCAGGCUUCUCACAAACACGAACGAGUAGCGAGACAGAAGCACAAGGGUCGCCAAAGCCAAGAAGGAAAAGGCGAAGAGAUUCAUUGCAAAAGGAAAAGGAAAAGAAGACCAAAUCGUCAUCUCGACCUUCGAAGAGAUCCAAGACCAAAGCGGACAGCAUCAAUUUCCCUUCAGAUCUUAAUGUUGAAGAAUUUUUAAACAAGCUUCACUAUGAAGUAAAAUAGAUUUAUUUCAUUCAGAUGAUAGGAUUGAAAUUACAAAUUGAAACUUUUACAACAAAAUAUGUAAAUACAAAGAAGAGAUCUAUUUUUAUUGCGCCAUUUUCAAAGUAGAAUAUAUUACACUAUGUGUGACAAAACAUUACGGAUCUUUCAAGACUAAUUUUGGGGAAGAUCUUUUAAAAAGAGUUGUUGAAGUGUGUUUGUGAGAGCUCUUUCACAGUCGUUGGUAGAAGUUUAUAGCCUCGGCAGUACUCUCGUUCCCAGAUCUCUCGUUUGCUCAUCCACAAGAGACUUGGAAACGAGACUUUCUCGUCAGUUCUCAUUUACACUAGAAUCUAUUUUGAAAAUCGAAAGAAUUUGAACAGGCCGCCGCCGUAUUCGUAUUCUGGAUAUUGGACUGGAACCAGCUUGUAACUGAAGCUAAUGUGGGGAGCCUUUUUCAAAUGCAAAUAACGUUAAUCUCUUUUUAAUGAUAUUCUCCCGUAUGAACCUCCAUUGCAAGCUCGUUCCAGUACAGUGCCAAGAAUACGAAUAUGGCCUGUUGGCUGAGGUCCACUCUAGCCCAUGUGACCGCGUUGGAGUGGUUUUGGCUUCAAGCAAAAAGGCAAAGAUAAGCAGAAACCAGAGCGGAUAAAGGGCAAAAGAGUAUUCCCAUGGUAAUCCAUCUCAAAUUAUUCUUUAGCUAUGGUGUCCUUUCCAGUCGUUCCGCGAAUAAUGUCAGCUUAUCCGCGUCACGGGAUUGGAUUGCUUCUAGACAACCCUGGUAUUUCUGAAGUCGGAUGCGAUCUAAAAAUCACUUGAGAGAGAUUACCUUGGGAAUAACGCUUAAUAAGGACUAUUAACUCUUACUCUUCACCCUCUUGGUAGAAAUCACUGAUGAUGGUGAAAUGGUAGUAAACGUGUCGUUGCAGUUGUCUUCCUUAACAUAGGAGAUGUUUUUCAUGUUGUACUGUACCUGUUUGGUGGUUGUCACACGUUCCAGUUAGCCAGUUCUACAUGUAAAAUCGUUUUUAAAAGUUCUUUUGCAAUUUUAAAACAAUAAAACUUGUUUAAGUAA
This is a messenger RNA of Orbicella faveolata, 5015 nucleotides long. RefSeq lists its product as uncharacterized. Lineage: Eukaryota; Metazoa; Cnidaria; Anthozoa; Scleractinia; Merulinidae. Gene Ontology annotation, molecular function: transcription coregulator activity; protein binding. The record is from RefSeq and is a predicted model, not a curated record. Gene Ontology annotation, cellular component: nucleus.